This is a messenger RNA of Vitrella brassicaformis, 1749 nucleotides long. Lineage: Eukaryota; Vitrellaceae. The record is from the annotation of a GenBank genome assembly.
GUCGUCGUCUGUGACAUUUUGUUGUCGUUGGGUGCUCUGGGUGGCUGCCACACGAUGUCGAAACCCAUCGAUUAUUCAAAAUGGGACAAUCUCGAUUACAGCAGCGAUGAAGAUGACAGCCUGCCUCCAGCUGCCAUCGGCAUGACGGCGUUAGCUGCAAGCGAGAAGACCCAGAAGGAGCUGCUGGAGCAGGUUCGUCGCGACCUGCAGAAGGCCAAGCGCGAGAACGAGCCUGACACCAUCGGCCUUGACGGCAUACUGGGACUGCUGAGCGAGGAGGGCUGGUGGAGCGACUCAGACGAGCAGUGCGUCGACCCUGGCAAGGUGCUGUAUCCCUUCGAGAGCCUCAUCAUCUUCAACUCAUUCGCCCAGUUCCCUGUUGGGUUCAUGGCGAGAGAUCGAGCCACGGGCAAGCUGCCGACACGCCUGCCGAAGGGAACGACGAACCCCUUCUAUAUGUCACUCGAUGACUACGGCAAAUGUGAACAUUGUUCGCCAGGGAGGACGUGUCUGUGUGUAGCUGUUCAUUCGUGUGUUGCUUCAGAUAAGGUGGAAAUUGCUAUCCAGGCGUCUGAUCCGGUGGGUCUGCACUCACUAGUAUGCACAAUACGGACAGGCAUACUUGUUUGCACCUGCGCAGGCCAAGGGCGUGACGAUGGGCGAUGCCGCCAAGGCCAUCAACGAGCUGAGCAAGGCCAAGCGAGAUGCUCUCAUGUACAACUCGUUCCACGGCCAAUGGCCUCACCACCAGUGAGUGAACAAGGCAACGGCGGUGGCCGUGACGUGCGUGACCAUGUGAGUGUGGGUGUGUGUGGGUGUCGGUGUGUGUGUGCAGCUUCCUGGAGGGUGCGUUCCGCGAUAGUACCGGCCGAUACUAUCCUAUGUUUGGCAGCUAAAUGGCUGGCCAAGACGACGCCAAAAACACAUCACGUGAGUUGCACACGAGUUGCGAUGAAGAAGGCGGCACGGAUGGAGGCCUCUGUGGUGUGUGUGUGUGUGUGUGUGUUGCAGUGAGCUCUUGUGUUAGUAGUUUUUUGGCGUGUAUGUAUUACUCCGAUUGCCCAUCCGUGCGUGUGUGUGUGUGUGUGAGAGAGAGAGAGAGAGAGAGAGAGAGGCGCAGUGAGUGCGGGCGUGUGGCUCUGAAGCGCACUUCUCGGUUUUUGACCCCGGGGCGAGAGAGAGAGGGGGUGCCUUAGCUAGCUGUGUAUGAGCAUAAAUGCCACGUCGACAGAGCGACAGACCCAGUUUAUUUGUGUGUAUUCCGUGAUCAUGUGUGUGCCGUGUCUGUGCAUUUAGGGCUUUUUGACAUGCAGGGCAUUGCCGGCACACAGGUUGGUUCCGCACCGCACGGCCCUUUGCCCUUCGUCUCAAACGUUACCUUGACACAAACGCACACGUCAGGCAGGCAGGCAGGCAGGACACUCAUCCUCCCUAGCCAAUCCAAGCCAUCCAUCCGCUGCGCUGUAUGCCUGCGCGUGUACGAAGACAGGUGAGUGUAGGCCGAUUGGCCAUCCGUGCGUGUGUGAGAGAGAGCGGCGUAGUGAGAGAGGGCGUGUGGCUCUGAAGCGCAGUGCUCGGUUUUUAACACCCAACAAGCGAGAGAGAGAAGGAGAGGGGGUGGGGGGUGCCUUAGCCAGCUCCGUCUGCGGAUACACACCACGUGGACAGAGCGACAGACUCAGUGUAUUUGUGUGUAUUGCGUGAUCAUGUGUGCGCCGUGUCUGUGCAUUUAAUGGCUUUUUGACGUGC